This is a messenger RNA of Belonocnema kinseyi, 3316 nucleotides long. RefSeq names its product surfactin synthase subunit 2 (gene e). The coding region runs from base 372 to 2798 and encodes 808 amino acids. NCBI's taxonomy places the organism in Eukaryota, Metazoa, Arthropoda, Insecta, Hymenoptera, Cynipidae. The record is from RefSeq and is a predicted model, not a curated record. The transcript is spliced from 12 exons.
CCAAUAAUCAUCCAACAAAAGAGACUCCACUCCCACCAAAAUUCUCGACGUUUCAAUAAAAAUCUCCACCAAGAUCAAACCUAAUCUGAUCUAAAGAAUGUGAUUAUGUUUCAUCAUCGUGAAGAAAAAAGUGAUUCGACAAUUAAUCAAUUAAUUAGUGAUUGCAAUUAAGGAUUGUUGCCUACAAUCCAUUCAGGAAUUUAGUGCAAAUUCCGAAGUUAUAACAGGUUACUCAAGUGAAAAAAGUGAAAUGAUCAUUGAUCAAAAUUGAUCAUUGAGUGAAAUUUGUUUUCUCUUUUUUUUUCAUUGUGCUAACUAUUGUGUGUUCAACAGUUUCAGUGAACUCAUAGUGAAUACGAAAUCAGUCAAAUAUGGGCUCCCUUCAGCAGCAGUCAGUGCUUAAGGGAUACUGCACUUCUCCCAAUGAAGAAAGACGCCUGAUUCACAAAAUUCUCAGCGAAACUUCAACAAAGUAUCCGAAAAGUACAGCAAUUCUCUUUGAAGAUGAGAAUGGACAGGAAAUUUCUAUAUCCUACGAACAAUUGAAUAAGACAACUGACCAACUAGCUAAAACCAUUCGAAGAUAUUACAAACCUUCUAGUAAUUCCGAAAAUAUAAUUGCGGUUUGCAUGAAACCGACGGAACGUUUACCAAUUAUUCUGACUGCAAUUUUAAAAUCAGGAAUGGCUUACUUACCAUUGGACUCUGAAUUUCCAGUGGCAAGAAUCAAACAUAUUUUGCAAGAAUCCGAGCCGGCUAUGGUGAUAAUCGAAGAAGGAGUGGACAGAUCAAUUUACGAUGGAACAUUUCUCCUAAAUUAUGAGCAACUUUUGGCAGAAUCAUGCAAAGAAUGGGAGGAUCCUUUAAGACAUGAAGAAAGUCCAGAUCAACUAGCGAUUGUUUUGUACACUUCUGGUAGUACAGGAGUUCCAAAAGGAGUGAGAUUGCCACACACAACUUUAAUGAAUCGUCUGCAAUGGCAAUGGAGAGAAUUGCCGUAUCAACCUACUGAAGAACGUUGUGUUUUUAAAACAGCAUUAACUUUCGUCGACAGUGCCCCCGAAAUAUGGGGACCACUCUUACAGGGCCGAACAAUUGUUGUCGUCCCAAGAUUUCUUACAAAAGAUCCAGAAAAAUUGGUCCGUUUGCUCGAAAAACACAAGAUUCAACGCCUGGUUCUGGUACCGUCCUUACUUCAAUCAAUACUCAUGUAUUUAAGCCUUGAGAACCGAAAAGAAGCCCUUUCGUCUUUGAGAUUGUGGGUAUGUUCUGGCGAAACACUCCCAAUUUCCUUGGCUCAAGAAUUUUUUUCAAGAUUCGGUAAUAAUGAGAAAUUAUUAGCUAAUUUUUAUGGAAGCACAGAAGUCAUGGGAGAUGUUACGUUCCAUCUAAUAAGUGAAGAAACUCAGUUGUUGGGAAUAGACAAAGUUCCCAUAGGUGAGAAAAUCAAUUUUUACCCCCAAAAAUACUCAGUAGUUUUCCGAACGGGUGAUUAUGCUAGAAUUGACAGAGGCGUUGUUCAUUACGAGGGCCGCACGGAUGCGCAAAUAAAAAUCAGAGGACACAGGGUUGAUUUAUCAGAAGUUGAAAAGGCCUUCACUGCAGUACAUCUAGUUGAGAAAGCAGUUGUACUGUGUUACAAACCAGGCGAACUUUCACAGACUUUGGUAGCCUUUGUAACAGUAAAAGAUCAAAAUGUGACUGGUCAUCAGAUUGAGGCGUUUCUGAAAAAACUUCUAGCACCUUACAUGAUCCCUCAAGUUAUCAUUGUCGAUUCCAUACCACUUCUGACUAACGGAAAAACAGACAGACAAGCUCUAUUGAAAGAAUACGAAUUAUCCUCUUAUCAUGGUAACAAUGUAACUGUCGACUGUGAUUACGCUGGAGUCCCAGAAGAAGAAAUGUUCAAAGCCAAAGUUUUAUUUCCAACUGUGGCGUCAGUAAUUGGAAGAAGCAGUCGCUAUGCAGUUACCAUGGACUCUAAUUUCUAUCAGCUGGGCGGAAAUUCUUUGAAUUCAAUUUAUACAGUGACAAAACUCAGAGAUCAGGGAUACGAAAUCGGAAUCACUGAUUUCAUUAGAGCCAAAAAUAUGGCAGAAGUUUUAUCCAGAAUGGAACUCAGCUCUGACACAAAUUCAGAGGAGUUGCAUAACAACAAGAAUUAUUACUUAGAAAUGCUCAACGAUUCGCACAAAGAUGAUGUUGUAGAGAUGAUUACCGAAAGUUUCUAUUCGAAAGCAGAUUUGGAACAAUGGAUCCUCUCAGAUAUUUUAAGAAGCGACUAUAGUGAGCUAAUGCAAGAAAUCUGGGAGCCUUUGGUGGAGAAAAACUUCAGUUUUGUGAUUAAAUCGACAGAAGAUGACAGAAUACUCAGUGUGGCCCUCAAUUUCGAUGCAAGAGACGAGCCGGAAGUAGUAAUUGAAUCGAAACUUACCGUUAUUUUUGAAUUUUUGGAAUAUCUGGAGGGGCCAAUCAGGGAGACGAGAUUGCCAAAAGGACUGGGAAAAAUUUUCCACAGUUUUAUGAUGGCGACUCACAAAGAUCUUAGUGCUGGGGAAAAUGUCAUUUUAAUGAGAGAAAUGGAAGAACAGUGUCUAAACGUUGCGAGGCGAAAGGGAUUUGCUGGUAUAUUUACCACUAAUACUAGUCCACUUACACAGCAACUGGGUACGGACAUUUACAACUACAAAGUGCUUUUGGAUUAUCAAGUUAACCAAUACGUCGCAUCGGAUGGUUCUAAACCAUUUGGAGAAGCACCAGAUGAUCAGCGAGCGGUUUGUUCUUGGAAAGUAGUUUAAUUAUACUUACAGAUAAGAAAAUACAUAUAAUCUUUAAUUCUCGUCAUUUUAUUAAGAUUGGAAAAUUCUUUACUUUCAGAAAUUAAAUACAAAUCGAAAUUGUAUGCCAACCUUACAAGAUCAGCAAUUAACCUAUACUUAUACACACACACACACAUAUAUAUAUAUAUAUAUAUACAUAUAUAUUAUAAUCAGUAUUGUAAAUAUUUUUUGUAAAUAGAUAAUAGGUAAAUGUAAAACUUUGAUAAGAAUUUUAAAGACUAGGUUUAAUUCAUCUGCAAUCUUUAUUAUUAAUGUUAAUACCUUCUGAUAUCGGCCAUCUAGUUGCACAAGGUCGUAAGCCACACCAUUUUCCAAAAUUAGUCAAAGUAGGCAAGCGCCUUGUGCUUACAAGAAAGGAUUUCGUAGCCUUUUAGGACGCAAAUAAGUCGGUCACAUCUCCCCCUCCCAUGUUGCCCCUCCACUACUCGCCCUACAUUCAUAUACUUCCACUCCCCAGCCCUAAUUUCCCUCCCAAA